AUGUCGAAAGUGCAAUUACCACAAACCAGCACCAAUUCUUCAAGUAGUAACGACGCUCAUCACCAGAAAGAGGAAGAUGUUGUUGUAUUAGAGAAUUCAAUAACCAAUUCAUCUAAUGGUGGUAUUAAUGAUGAUGACGAUGACCAUUGUAAUAAUAUUCAUCAUAAUGAUGACGAUAAUAUAGAUGUUGAGAAUGAUUCCGAAAAUAUAGAUGACGAAAAGAAGAAGGAAAAUAUCGGAAAGGAAGCAAAAACAAAAAAGAGGAAGAAACCUCUCAAGUUUGAUGAGUAUUAUGUUCCUGAUCGUGUUUUACAAAAGAAAGGAAUUGAUUUGGCUUUUGUUUGUGAUGCAACUUUGGGAAGAUUGGCCAAACAUAUUAGAAUGUUGGGAGGAAACUGUUUUUAUGAUUCAUCCAUGACUACUAAUUACAUGUUGUACAUUGCCAGAACUCAGAAUAGGAUUAUUUUGACAAAGAAUAGAACUCUAAUUAAUCAACUUGGUUACCAACGAAAAGCUAUGGAUUUGAGAAAUCAAAAGAAGAAGGAGAUGAAAAAGAAUCGAAAACCUUCAACGAAAGAGACAGUUGUUUCUGAAGAUCAUGAAAGAGAAAUGAAAGAAUUGGAAUUGAUUUACAAGGAACAAGGAUUGGAAUUUAAUAGAGAAGAUUUCGAGGAAUUUGAGGAAUAUAGCAGUGAAGAGGAAGAUGAAGAGGAAGAAGAAACUACUGAAGAAUUCGACUAUAUUUACUAUUUUGUAAAGAGUAGAAGUUCUAAAGAAAUGAUCAAUGAAACUGUGAAAUUCUUCAAGAUUGAAUUUGAGGAGGAUCGAAUAUUUACAAUAUGCAUUCAAUGUAAUCACCAUAUUGUUAGUAUUGACAAGGAAUCAAUUAAGGAUGAAGUUUUCCCAAGUGUUUACAAAACUUACAAUAAUUUCUUUAGAUGUUCUGGAUGCAAUAAAAUCUAUUGGGGGAAAGAUAAAACAAGUGAACAUGUGAAUUACAAAUCUGCUAAAUCAUUUGCAAAAGAAUUCUCUUACAAUCCAGAGGAUGAAACAUCAUGUGAAUAAUCAAACCAAUAAUUUAUUUAUCUUCACUCUUUCCAACACCUAACAGUUCGAGUGUCUUUCCAAUAAAUCCUUUAGAUUCUUGUGGU
This is a messenger RNA of Naegleria gruberi, 1151 nucleotides long. RefSeq lists its product as uncharacterized. NCBI's taxonomy places the organism in Eukaryota, Heterolobosea, Eutetramitea, Acrasida, Naegleriidae. The transcript is spliced from 2 exons. Bases 1 to 1065 code for a protein of 354 amino acids. The record is from RefSeq and is a predicted model, not a curated record.